Trichoderma harzianum CBS 226.95 is the source of this 655-nucleotide messenger RNA. RefSeq lists its product as hypothetical. The coding region runs from base 121 to 621 and encodes 166 amino acids. Lineage: Eukaryota; Fungi; Ascomycota; Sordariomycetes; Hypocreales; Hypocreaceae. The transcript has a single exon. The record is from RefSeq and is a predicted model, not a curated record.
GCUUCUUCUCACUGUACUCGUACUGGUCCGCAUGUCGCAAAUUAUGGUAGCUGAGACGAACCAAUAAACAGCCACAGCACAGCUGCACCAGCUAUCCGGAGACGCGGCCGGCCUCCACUAAUGAUGCUACUGCCAGUAUGGGUAACGAUGGGGCUUUGGUGCAGGUGCAAGUGCAGACAGCAGCUGCACGACGUGCGUUUCAGAGCCCAGCCACAAGCCACGGCACUUACGCGGGAUCGGAAAGCUGAUUUUAUGCUUGUCUGUUGGACGAACGAUGCGAUCAAUUUUGGCUGCAGUAACAACAACAACAAGAUGAUCAGCACUCUCACCGUUCGUACAGGCAUAACAGUAGCAAACAAACAAAAACAGCCGCAAGCCAACGAACGAACAGGCAGCUUAUCGCCAUCAACCAAAGACAAGAGACGCCGUGCCACUACUGCGCAACUAUUGGACGGCUUUGGUGCUAAGGGGGGGCCCGAGCUCAUUUCAAAAAUUAACGAAAUGGGGAUCCCCCGGUUCGCGGUUGAUGAAGAACAGAGUCCAAUACGGAGCCCUCUCUCUGCCGUUGGCCUGUCGAGAGACCCCUGGUUCCGGGAUGGGGAGCUUGCAGGGGUUCGUUAAUGGCCUAGCUAAACCCCCUUAAGCCAACUGGGAC